AUGGACAACGCCAACUUUUACGGCUAUUCCGCCUCGGGUACCAUGAACCCAAUGGCGGCAAAUGGUCAGAAUAACAUGAUGCCCGCGUACGACAGACCCAUGUUCGACAACUAUGGUGGCUACAUGAUGAACCUCGACGGCUUCGACGACAUGGCAGCCGUGCAACAGCAGCAAUCUUUCCCAUCCGUAACGACCUCGACGAAUCCCCAGAACACCAUAGUACAGAACGACGGCACGAGCUACUCCUCGAACCUCGACGACAGUCCUGUGGCGACAUCGACGCCCGCGACUACAAACUUCGGAACCCCCGCACAGUCAAUCUCGUCAGGCGCGAGUGCGCUGACCGAGUUCACCAAGAGGAGGAAUUGGCCCGCGAAAGUUGUCGAAGAGCUCAAGGACUUCCUCCAGAUACUCGACGCGCAUGGGCGCAUAAAAUACGUGUCACCGAGCGUCCUUACCUUGACAGGGUACGAGCAGGGGCAGAUCAUCGAUCUAUUUCUGAAGGACCUGAUCCACGCCGACGAUGUCGGCACCUUCACGUCGGAGCUGAACGAAUGCAUAGCGACGGGGAAUCCAUUACGCAUGUUUUACCGUCUGCGAAGUAAAGAUGGCACGUACGCCAUCUUUGAGUCGGUCGGACACGCCCACAUUGCGGCGCCCAAGUUCGCCACAAACCCAGAGAACCAAACUCCCUUCUGUCAGGCCGUAUUCAUGAUGUCACGACCGUAUCCGACAAAGAACGCCUCUUUGCUCGAUUCCUUCCUAGAGCACAAGAUCGAGAACGAGAGGUUGCGACGACGAAUAGCCGAACUACGUAGAGAAGAAGAGGAGGAGGAAGCAUCUCAGCAGGGUUGGCUUGCUGGCCAAGACGGACGCUCCGAUGUAACUCCAUCCGAAGAUACUCUGACGUCCGCGCCGCAGAGCGUCGCGACCUUCAACCAAGCAGCAGCAGACUCGCAAGCCAUGCCGCCGCCAGAAAGACCGAACCCGCUCAACAUAGCGCUUACGCGGGAGAAUCUGGAGGGUGUAACGGCAGGAAGCCGACCCGAUUCCAUCGGAGAUAAGAUGGCCAGAUAUGAGGGCGCGAGUCACACGGAUACCAUCGAAAUGCUGACGGGCCUGCGAUACUUGGAAGGGGAACGGAGCCGCGGGAUUACGACUGGCAACCAAAGCCCAACUCUGAUCAAGGGAGAUGCUGGAAUAGCGAUUCCCGUCGACCGAGAUCCCAGAACCGGGGAAAAGAAGAAGAAAUUGAAGGUCGCAGAGGAAUACGUCUGUACGGACUGUGGCACACUUGAUUCACCCGAAUGGAGAAAAGGCCCCAGUGGACCCAAGACUCUAUGCAAUGCAUGCGGUCUCAGGUGGGCAAAGAAAGAAAAGAAGAGGAAUGCUAGUGGUGGAGCGAAUGCUGCCACGCCUGGCGCCGACCAGUGA
Molecule: messenger RNA, 1434 nt
Organism: Anthostomella pinea
Lineage: Eukaryota; Fungi; Ascomycota; Sordariomycetes; Xylariales; Xylariaceae
Source: the annotation of a GenBank genome assembly